Messenger RNA from Nematocida ausubeli, 909 nucleotides. RefSeq lists its product as uncharacterized. Gene Ontology annotation, molecular function: protein serine/threonine phosphatase activity. The transcript has a single exon. Gene Ontology annotation, biological process: peptidyl-serine dephosphorylation. The record is from RefSeq and is a predicted model, not a curated record. The coding region runs from base 1 to 909 and encodes 302 amino acids. NCBI's taxonomy places the organism in Eukaryota, Fungi, Microsporidia.
AUGUUAAACAGAAUUGAAGAAAAGCUUCUUUCCCACCACAAGCCCUCCAAAAGAGAGCUAAGAACCAUCUGCUCGAAGGCAAUGGAUAUCCUGCUUCUAGAACCAAACAUUGUGCGGAUGGAGCCUCCUGUGGUUGUGUGCGGGGACAUCCAUGGGCAGUACGACGAUCUUCUUACAAUAUUCAAGAUAAACGGAACGCCAAAGAAAACCAAGUUUAUAUUUAUGGGGGACUAUGUGGAUCGAGGCUUUAACUCUGUGGAGACAAUUUCUCUUCUUCUCUUGUACAAAGUUAUGUAUCCCCAGAACAUUGUGCUUCUACGGGGAAACCACGAGUCAAGAGAGCUUACAGAGACAUACGGACUUUACAAAGAAGUGUGCACAAAGUACACCUCCCAAGACGUUUGGAAGCUUCUGUGCGAGACAUUCACGUUUCUGCCUCUUGCGGCACUUGUGGGAAGCAGGGUGUUCUGCGUGCAUGCAGGAGUGUCUCCAUACGCCCUUACUUUUGACAAAAUACUAAGGAUAAAUAGGUUUAUGGAGAUUCCAACAUCUGGCCCCAUGACAGACAUGCUCUGGAGCGACCCAGGCAUCUACCCCGGGCACUACCCAAGCGAGAGAGGCGCGGGCUACAUUAUUGGCCCAGAUGUUGUGCAGAAGUUUCUUGUGCUCAACGAUGUGCACAUUAUAUGCCGAUCGCACCAGCUUGUUAAUGAAGGAUAUAAAUUUGCAUACAGCAAUCGAGAGCUUGUGACUGUAUGGAGUGCGCCAAACUACUGCAACCGAAUGGGGAACAAAGCGACUUUUCUCAAGAUCGGAAAGAAUUUGAGAGUUGACGACGACUCGUUUGUUUUCUUUGAGCAAGUACAGAAACCAGCGAAAGAGAUAAGAAAGCUUCCAUAUUUUCAUUAA